CAGGGUUUCGAUGAACUGCAACGAAGUAGACCAGCGGAUGUGCAUUGUUCGUCGAACAGUAUUGUGCGGCAUUUUUGCAACUAACUUGAAGUUGGCCAGCGCCACCGAAAAAAGAACCCAGGUCAGGAAACACAAGGAAAUACUUGCACGGACUCUGUGGUCGUGAGCUGCUGUUCUGUCAAGUGUGGACUCCGUGUUGGCGUUGCUUUCAGCGUGGGUGCAGCGUCCGGCGGUGUGUUGGACGGUGCAGAGCACAACAUUCGCUCCAACGAUGAGAGCGGUGGUUCGUAGCUGACGGAGGUGAACUGAGAAAGCAGUCACUGCAGCUCUGGCACAGUGCAUGCAUUGACCGGCGGAAUGGAGCGUUAUCUACGGAUGCAGUUGCUGCUUUUGCUACUCGCUGUUAUCGGCGAGCUGGCACUGGUCGCCCAGAGUCGACGUGCUGUGGCCGAAUUUUCCCUGAACGGUGUCCGAGGCUCGCUUGUCUUUGAGGACUCGAGUUCAGAAAACGGCACGAGUGGUUCGUCAGGCAGCUGGGUGCAGAUAGACAGCAGGCGAUUGCACGGAAUAGACCAUCUGGGUCCUCUGAGUUGGCAUGUGCAUAUGUACCCGUUCAAGUACACUAUAAAUCCGAGGCAGCGCUGCACCAGCACUGGAGGACAUUACGACCCGCACGGCAAGGCCACGGCAGUGCGCUACGCACAGCUGUGCAAGCCGAGCGCAGGCAACCCGUUCCGUGACUGCGAGGUCGGCGACCUGAGCGGCAAGUUUGGUCCGCUGCGGCGCACACUGUACCGCGACCGGACACCCAACAUGAGCGUGGCAGAGCUGAUCGGCAGGAGUGUUGUACUGCACGUGUUCAGCGGUGAGCGCUUCGCCUGCGCUAACAUCGUGGAGGUGAACCGCUUUGUGGUGGCUCCGUACGGCUGUCAACGGAGACACGUCGACAGAAUGCGUACCCUGGAAGCGACGUUCAGCACUCCUGUAGCCGGAUCGGUGUUCAUACGUCAGCUGAACUACAAGUCGAAUCGAGGCAUCAUGUCGCCAGGGCAACCCAACAUGGCCGAGCUACCAGUAACCGUGAUUUUCUCGGAUCUGCGUACGGUGUCGGGACUAAACAAUCCCAUGUACUCGACGGUCGGGCUGAACUGGACGGUGCACAUCCGGCAGCCCAGUAUGGCGCCAUCUGCCGGCAGUGCUGUGCAGCGAAGCUGUGGCACAGGUCCCGUGUAUUCACCCAUGACGAUGGGCAGGCUGCGCGUGCAGACGCACGCCAACACCGACAGCCGCACGCUGCUGUACACUGUCGAUCGGCUGCUGUCACCGCUGGACCGUCUGCGGCAGCGUGACCUGGUGCUGAGCGACGCGGUCACGUCGCAGCGCAUUGCCUGCGCCUGGAUUGAAGAGGUGCAGCCGUUCAGCGCCACCGCCGAGUUCCACCGUGGCAUUGGUCAGCUGCGCAUGGUGCAGAGCAGUGUGUUUGACAGCACACAAGUGCUGGUGAAUCUGUCCAAGCUAGCCAACACGGCCGCCGACUAUACUAUCAGGGAGACACCACUUUCUCGGUUCACGCCAGCACAGAUGGAACCAGACUGCACACCGGCACGGAGCAGCUACAUCUUUGCUCCAUUUCCUUUGCCAACGUUGUCGCGCCACAGGGAUGGGGGAACUCCCGAUAUGUUUCCGACGGGUGACUUGAGUGGCAAGUAUGGCUCGCUCCGUGGCCUCUUUGCCUUUCACGAAUCAUUCUGCGAUGGCAACCUGCCUCUGUUUGGACCACACAGUGUGAUCGGAAGGACUGUCCUGGUUACACAGCGAGGCGCGGCCAGAGUAUCGUAUACAUGUGCCAGAGUUACGCAGCAACUGACGCCCGGCAGUCGAACACUACUCGCCGCUGCCAGCAUUCAGGGCUCUUUCGACGGUCGUAUAGUACUGCAGCAGGUUAAGUACCCCGACGGUAGCCUUGGCGACACACUCUUUACCUUGACAACCGCCAUCCGGGCCGGGAUGUCGCGGGAGGCAGGGAAUUUCAUGUUCCCUGGCAUGAGACAUGGCGGUAUUGGUGGUAUGGCUAUGCGUCCUGGUGGUAUUGAUGGUACUGCGAUGAUGCCUGGUGGUAAUGGUGGUACUGCGAUGAUGCCUGGUGGACACUCAAUGAUGCAGGGACAGGUUCCGCUGUACAAGUUUCAUGUGCAUCGUAAUCGCAUUGGUGUGCCGUCGUCUCUGCGUUCUGUCUGCGAUUCAUCCUACACUGGCCCGCGCUACAACCCUCACAACGUUACCGUUGACCAGUCUUACUCGUCACGAUGCUCGGCCACACAGCCUCACCUGUGUGAGCUCGGUGACACCAGUGGCAAAGUGGGAUUCCUUCGGGCCACCAGUGAAACCAAGCUGAGAGUUGAUCCAGAACUGCCAUUGAUUGGACAGAAUUCAGUGGUCGGGCGAUCCUUUGUCAUCUACAUUGCUUUCCCGGAAUCGGGACCCAUUGCGUGUGGCAACAUCCUACCCAAGGAUGCGGUGGACACGCAGGUCACGUUUCUAAUGGAGGACGCAACUGGCGUCUCUCUGACCAAGUUCAAGUACCGUGUAGCCCUACGCCUGCACAUCUCGGUCAACGAGGUCCUGUUCCCAGAGGCGUACCGAUUCGGACGCUGCACUGCGGUGAGCUUUGCGCUGCACGGCAUCAAUGCACCGGGUCUUGUGGAGCUGGUUCGGCGCACCGAUCUCGGAGAGUUCACGCACAACCAGAAGUGCGAGGACUCCAUGAUGCGCAACAGCGAUGUCCUCUACACAAACCCGAAGGUGGUGGAGUGGCUGCCUUCCUGGCUCCCCUCGCCGCCAAGCAGCGGAGCAAGAGUCCGGCAGGAUCCUGGCACUCCGUACGCGGUAUCCUUGCUGGCAGUCAUGUUUCUACGUGUGUUGUCCUGCUGAGCUGCUAUGCAUACAGGUUUCCAUAACCUGCCCAGCAUGCACACUCUACCGGGUCACUUGGUUCAGGGGCGUAGCUCGCACAUCUGGGAUGUGGUCACCAUAAUGCCAGAGCACAUCAGAUGUGUAUCAGUGCACCGGGCUUCGUGGAGCUAGUUCCACGCAGAAUUAUUCUGCGGUGGUGUGGUGGUCACCAUGAACCACCGACAACCGUUCAUACUAGUAGUCGACAUUUUAAUGCUGUUGACUAUGUAGUACGUAUGACGACAGUUUGCUGGUGUGGUGACACGACUACGCUGACCACACACGAGCUACGCACCUGCCAUCAUGGAAUGAGUCAUCAGUGUGGCCCAGAGACAGUACGACCUAACCAGGCAGCCACGGGAGUUUAUUUUCACCUGUACUGACGAGAAUUUCCGCCACACCCGCCGUGAACAUGCCCUGGUGAACUGUUCAUGCACAGCACAGACAUGGUUGACAGUAAAAUAUUUGCACAGCACAGGCAUGGUUGACAGUAAACUAAUAACAUUAUUUUACUUAGUACCUUGAUGAUAACAAAGGAGGCUAUCGUACUUGGCUCACGAUAUACCGUGAGGUGCAAACAUGUGCAGCGACAGAGCUGCAUGUAUUUUUUUAAUUUUUUUUUACAAAGACCACGCUCCUUAUUUCUUGAGCACUUCGUUACGAAGAGGUUCAGUUAGUUGACUUUACGGCAUUCUUAUGCAUUGAGCGAAGAGAGUGAACUCA
Messenger RNA from Sycon ciliatum, 3675 nucleotides. RefSeq lists its product as uncharacterized. Gene Ontology annotation, biological process: superoxide metabolic process. The transcript is spliced from 6 exons. Lineage: Eukaryota; Metazoa; Porifera; Calcarea; Leucosolenida; Sycettidae. Gene Ontology annotation, molecular function: metal ion binding. The coding region runs from base 358 to 2931 and encodes 857 amino acids. The record is from RefSeq and is a predicted model, not a curated record.